GCGCGCGCGAGAAGAGAUUCAAGAGAGACACCUCCAAAGAAAACGUCUCUUCCUAGUCUAGGGUUUUAGACAGAGACCAAAACCCGGAUUUCCCUCCCUUCCUCUCCAAGUCAAUCUCUUCCCUCCUCCUUCAGUGGCGCCAGUGUUACUCCUCACUCCCACAUGACUACAUGAGCUCCUCUCCUCUGCUUCAAGCUUCCCCAGCUCCUCCAAUGGCCUUCACUUCCACUCUUCGCUUCUCUUCCCUCCUCCUCCGCUCCCGCUUCACCGCUCCCCUCUGCCCGGUCCGGUUCUCCUGGCGCCUCUCCGAGCUCCGUUUCUACUCUGUCCCUUCCUCCCGGGUCCUCAGAGCGAGACGCAGAGAGGGGCCCAUCAAGGCAGAACAGGGCGGAAAUGGAAGCGUCGUCGUCAAGGAUAAGGACGGGAAUAAUGGGGAAAGGAUUAUGCCCGCUGAGCUUCAUAAGGAGGCUACUGAUGCUUACAUGGCAUAUGCAAUGUCAGUGUUGCUCGGCCGUGCUCUGCCCGACGUUAGGGAUGGUUUAAAGCCCGUGCACCGACGAAUACUAUUUGCAAUGCAUGAACUGGGCCUUUCAUCCCGAAAGCCAUUCAAAAAGUGUGCUCGAGUUGUUGGAGAGGUUCUUGGGAAAUUCCACCCGCAUGGAGACACUGCUGUUUAUGAUUCUUUAGUUCGAAUGGCACAGGGUUUCUCCUUGCGAUGUCCACUUAUUCAAGGACAUGGAAACUUCGGUUCGGUUGAUGCUGAUCCUCCAGCAGCCAUGCGAUAUACUGAAUGCAGAUUGGAGGCACUUACUGAAGCUGUGUUACUGGCUGACAUUGAUCAAAAGACAGUUGAUUUUGUUCCAAAUUUUGAUAACUCGCAAAUGGAGCCAUCACUUCUACCAGCUCGGCUUCCCACUUUGUUGUUGAAUGGUUCUUCUGGGAUUGCGGUUGGUAUGGCUACAAACAUUCCUCCGCAUAAUCUUGGAGAAUUGGUAGAUGUGCUUUGUGCGUUGAUUCAUAAUCCAGAAGCCACAUUGCAAGAACUGUUGGAAUACAUGCCUGGACCAGACUUUCCAACUGGAGGAUUAAUCAUGGGAAACAUGGGCAUAUUGGAGGCGUAUCGAACUGGGAGAGGGCGGAUAGUUGUCAGGGGGAAAACUGAUAUUGAGUUGCUAGACUCUAAGAGCAAGCGAACUGCAAUUAUCAUAAAAGAGAUCCCUUAUCAAACAAACAAAGCAUCUCUGGUGGAAAAGAUUGCAGAACUUGUAGAAAACAAGAGCUUAGAGGGAAUCAGUGACAUUCGUGAUGAGAGUGACCGCUCGGGAAUGAGGAUUGUCAUUGAGCUUAAACGGGGCUCUGAACCUUUGAUUGUUUUGAAUAAUCUUUAUCGGCUUACGGCUCUUCAAUCUAGUUUCAGCUGCAACAUGGUCGGCAUUCUGAAUGGACAGCCGAAGCAGAUGGGUUUGAAGGAACUGCUUCAGGCAUUCUUGGACUUUAGAUGCACAGUUGUUGAGAGGCGUGCCAGAUUCAAGCUUUCUCAAGCGCAAGAUAGAAGGCAUAUUGUGGAGGGUAUUGUGAUUGGGCUUGAUAAUCUUGAUGGAGUAAUCCGUAUAAUAAGACAGGCUUCAAGCAAUGCACAUGCAUCAGCUGGUCUUGUCAGUGAAUUUAAUUUGUCAGAAAAACAAGCUGAGGCUAUAUUAGACAUAAGCCUUAGAAGACUCACUCUUCUUGAGAGAAAGAAGUUUGUUGAUGAAAGCAAAUCCCUGAUGGAACAAAUUUUGAAGAUAGAGCAACUAUUAUCAACCCGGGAGAACAUCUUGCAGCUAAUUGAGCAAGAAGCAAUUGAAUUGAAGAACAAGUUCUCCAGUCCACGUCGCUCAAUAUUGGAGGAAACUGACGGUGGUCAAGUUGAAGAUAUUGACGUCAUUCCGAAUGAGGAAAUGCUGUUGGCUCUGAGUGAAAAAGGUUAUCUGAAGCGGAUGAAACCCAACACCUUCAACCUCCAGAAUCGUGGGACAAUUGGGAAAUCUGUUGGGAAAUUGAGAGUAAAUGAUGCUAUGUCCGACUUCAUAGUUUGUCAUGCACAUGAUCAUGUGCUUUAUUUCAGUGACAAGGGAAUAGUUUAUUCUGCGCGUGCAUACAAAAUUCCUGAAUGUACAAGGAAUGCUGCUGGCACACCAUUGGUCCAGAUGUUAUCUUUGUCUGAUGGUGAGAGGAUAACGUCGAUUGUUCCUGUGAAAGAGUUUCCUGAAGAUCAGUUUCUACUGAUGCUUACUGUCAGUGGUUACAUAAAGAAAGUGUCCUUAAAUUCUUUCUCAUCCAUCAGAUCAACUGGAAUCAUAGCAAUUCAACUGGUUCCUGGUGAUGAGCUAAAAUGGGUACGUCUUUGCACGAAUGACGAUCUCGUCGCAAUGGCUUCACAGAAUGGAAUGGUCAUCUUAAGUUCUUGUGAUAUUAUACGCACACUGGGAAGGAAUACUCGGGGAUCAGUUGCAAUGAGACUAAAAGAAGGAGAUAAGAUGGCUUGUAUGGAUAUAAUUCCAUCAUCCAUGCGGAAGAAUUUGGAGAUUGUUUCAGAUGCUCCGCAGAGCAAAGAUAAAGGCUUGAAAGGUCCUUGGUUGUUGUUUGUGUCUGAGAGUGGCUAUGGAAAGAGGGUCCCAUUAAGUCGCUUUCGCACCUCAGCUCUGAAUAGAGUUGGCUUGAUAGGUUAUAAGUUUUCAUCUGAAGACCGCUUGGCUGCAGUGUUUGUAGUCGGGUUUUCAUUGUCAGAAGAUGGAGAAAGUGAUGAGCAAUUUGUGCUGGUCAGCCAAAGUGGUACAGUAAACAGGAUCAAGGUUCGUGAUAUCUCAAUACAGUCUCGUUACGCAAGGGGUGUGAUCCUAAUGCGGCUUGAGUAUGCUGGGAAGAUUCAGUCUGCCUCCCUAAUAUCAGGAGCAGAGACAGAUUCGGAGGAAGAAGUUGCAGCUCAUGGAUGAGUAUCAACAAUACCAGCUGGAAAUCAAAUUUUGCUCUCUGAAUCCCUGUGGUUCAAUCAUCCGUCUGCAUAGAUCGCUUAGAAAUCAAUUCACAAGUGGCUUCAAAUUUGAGCGUGCAUCUAACUGAUUAAUGAGCCUGUGUAGAUAACUCGCACAAGUGGAAUACUUUGUUCUAUAGAAAGGGGAUCCGUGCGAGUGUGCGACUUGUGAACUAAUCCGAUCUUCUACGACUUCGGCAAUGAGAUCUUUAGCAAUAUCUCUAAAUUAGAUCUACCAGUAAAUUGAACAA
Messenger RNA from Punica granatum (pomegranate), 3264 nucleotides. Lineage: Eukaryota; Viridiplantae; Streptophyta; Magnoliopsida; Myrtales; Lythraceae. The record is from RefSeq and is a predicted model, not a curated record.